Molecule: messenger RNA, 2270 nt
Organism: Vicia villosa (hairy vetch)
Lineage: Eukaryota; Viridiplantae; Streptophyta; Magnoliopsida; Fabales; Fabaceae
Product: splicing factor U2af large subunit B-like
Exons: 18
Coding region: 147-1724 (525 amino acids)
Biological process (GO): mRNA processing
Cellular component (GO): U2AF complex; nucleus; nuclear speck
Molecular function (GO): poly-pyrimidine tract binding; pre-mRNA 3'-splice site binding
Source: RefSeq, a predicted model, not a curated record
UAUGUUUUGGAUUCAGAAAUGGUUGGUUACAAUAAUUGAUGAUGAUUAACGCUUGAUUCACAUCAAAUUCAUUUUCCCAUAAACCAAACAAACCAAUUUAUUAGGGUUCCAAAUUUCUCAGCAUCACCUUCCUUGCUUUGCCUGCAAUGUCUGACACCGAAAAUCACGCUCAUCACGGUGCUUCUUCCCCCGACAAGCCAAGUUCCCGGGGAUCUGGUCAUGAGAGCACGAGGAUGAGAAGGAGAGAUGGAGACAGGAAAGCUUUUCAUGAUAACCGUGACCGUCACAGAGAUGAUAAAUACGAGGGUUUUAGAGGAAGAGGUAGAUAUGACGGGUAUAAUCGUCAACGCGGCCGUGAUUAUGAUAGGCAUAAUGACUAUGAUCGUGAUAGAGAUACAAGGCACAGGUAUGGGACACAUUCAAAGAGAUCCAGGAGGGAAUCUAGAUCUAGAUCACGGUCCAGGUCUCCUUCUCAAUCAGAAGGAAAAAGGACCUCUGGUUUUGACAUGGCACCACCUGCUACGGGUGUAACACCAGCUGUUUCAGGGCAAAUGCCGGGGAUUGCUCAUACAAUUCAAGGAGCUACACAAAAUUUCUCACCAUAUGGGAUAUCACAGAUUGGAGCUCUUUCCUUAAUGCAAGUUCAACCUAUGACACAGCAGGCUACAAGGCACGCUCGGCGAGUGUACGUUGGCGGGCUUCCUCCGUUUGCUAACGAGCAGGCAAUUGCAUCUUUCUUUAGCCAUGUCAUGAUUGCUAUUGGGGGAAAUUCUGCUGGAUCAGGUGAUUCGGUUGUCAACGUCUACAUUAAUCAUGAGAAGAAAUUUGCGUUUGUGGAGAUGAGAACCGUUGAAGAAGCCAGCAAUGCAAUGGCUUUAGAUGGAAUAGUAUUUGAGGGUGUUUCUGUGAGAGUUCGUAGGCCAACUGACUAUAACCCUUCGUUAGCUGCAGUUCUAGGUCCUUGCCAGCCAAGUGCAAACCUCAAUUUAUCUGCUGUUGGACUUUCUGCAGGUUCAAUUGGUGGAGCUGAGGGGCUUGAUCGCAUCUUUGUGGGUGGGCUGCCAUACUACUUUACUGAAGCACAAAUGAGAGAACUGCUUCAAGCUUUUGGUCCUCUCCGAAAUUUUGAUAUAGUUAGAGAUAAAGAAACGGGAAACUCUAAAGGAUAUGGUUUCUGCAUCUAUCAGGAUCCAGCAGUAACAGACAUUGCUUGUGCCUCUCUUAAUGGCCUUAAAAUGGGAGAUAAAACAUUGACUGUAAGGCGUGCUACUGUCAGUGGACAUUCUAAACCAGAAGAGGAUAACAUCUUUGCACGGGCACAACAGCAUAUAGCUAUGCAGAAAAUAGCUUUGGAAGUGGUUGGACUAAAUAUUCCAGGAGUCGAAAGAGGCCCAACAAAUGAAGAAAGCCCCACUAAAGUUGUAUGUUUAACUCAGGCCGUCACUACUGAACAAUUAAAUGAUAAUGGAGAAUACGAAGAAAUAUUGGAAGACAUGCGGGAUGAAUGCUGCAAAUUUGGGACGUUGGUGAAUGUUGUUAUUCCUCGUCCAAAUCCAAACGGAGAACUGUCUGCAGGUAUUGGAAAGGUUUUCUUGGAAUACGCUGACUGUACUGCUUCUUUAGCUGCAAGAAAUGCUCUGAAUGGCAGGAAAUUUGGGGGUAAUAUUGUGACGGCUGUUUACUAUCCAGAAGAAAAUUAUCAUAGUAUGGAGUAUGAUUUAUAACCACUUCUAGUGAUGAAGAUCUGUUUGUAGUGUUUAUAGCAACUUUUCGUCACUCAAGUUUAUAUAUUUAGUUUUGUUUCAGGUUUAUUAGAUAUAUAUUGAUGCUAUUGUCAUUGAUGUGUAGAUGCAUUCACAGUAAAAUAAUUUGUAUUCAUACAAUUGUAGUAAUCAAGCUUUAAAUUUUUCAAAAUUGGCACAUCAAGCUUAAAAUUUUUCAAAAUUGGCACAAGUGAUUGGUGUGUAGAAUGUGUUGGUUUGAAAAAGAAAAUCAUCCCUUUGGGCAAGUUUGGUUUCACUGUUAGAGCAGUUAGAACUGAUUGUUUGAAUUGAUUAUGGAUGUGUAGAAUUGAUUUUGACACGUUUGGUUGCCUUUGAUUAUAAUUUGACUCUGUUUGUUAUAAUUGAUUUUAUUUGAAGUUAGAAAUUAUAACUUUUGAGUCUAAACAUCAAUUUUUUUUUUUUUAUAAAAGUUUACUAUUAAUAUUACUUUUGUGAGAGUUUGAUUAAAUAUAAAUCGCUUUACCUACAACUUAUUUUAAUUAGUGU